AUCCUGGCCGAUCUCCCUUAGUGGCUCACGGACGAAGAAGAGGAGGAAGAAGCUCACGUGCGUCCGUUCACUUCAAGCUUCAACUAGACGUGGGCCAUUCAAAGGAGUUUUUGAGAUAAAGAAAUGGCUACGCGUAGCGAACGAAGGGAAUCAAUGCCUGAAGUAGAAGCUACCAGAAGAUCAUCCAAGGCUCAAGUAGAAGCUUCCCGAAGAUCACCCAAUCCUCAACUAGAACUACCCAGAAAGCCAUCAUUGGCUCAAGUAGGAGCUUCCAGAAGAUCACCCAAGCCUCAACUAGAACUACCCAGAAGGCCGUCCAUGACUCAAGUAGAUGCUUCCAGAAGAUCUCCCAAGCCUCAACUAGAACUACCUAGAAGGCCAUCCAUGGCUCAAGUAGGAGCUUCCAGAAGAACACCCAAGCCUCAACUCGAACUACCCAGAAAGCCAUCCAUGGCUCAAGUAGGAGCUUUAAGAAGAUCCCCCAAGCUUCAACUAGAACUACCCAGAAGGCCGUCCAUGGCUCAAGUAGAUGCUUCCAGAAGAUCACCCAAACCUCAACUAGAACUACCCAGAAGGCCAUCCAUGGCUCAGGUAGAAGCUUCCAGAAGGCCAUCUAUGGCUCAAGUAGAGGCAGCUCUGCAACCAAGAAGGCCAUCCGCUUUGCACGUCGAUCCACAACAGUACGUGAGCGCGCCCCAGCAAGCGAGACGGGGAUCCAACAAAUUAGUUGCUGCGGUGAAAAUCGUCAACUACAUGGACAAUAUUUGGAAGCUCGAAGAACCUCGGUCGUCAAUUUACUCCUCAUCUUCGGGAAAUCAUGGCUGGUAUUUGAAGCGAUGCUGCAUAUGUCUCUUACUGCUCGUGAGCAUGCUCACUAUCGCCCUAGCCAUCUACCUACUUACCGGACCUGCUGGAAAGUGGAUUACAUACACAGAGGACGCGACGACUCCUACCGCAUCACGUUACGUGCCACCGCAGGUACGGCAGGGUGUAAGCAACAUCGAGGAGUCUGAAACACCUGUCACGACGAACGCGGCCACAGUUUCAGGCGGAGUUGCGACCAAGUGUGAAAUGAACGCCACCGUUGAGCACUGCCCAUCAAAUGGUCGGCACAGCAGCACCGGGUACGUGUGUCCUGGAAAUGGCAGACCUUGCCAACCGGUCUGGAAGCCUGCCGAACGAUGCCUCGGUCCUCGAGGCCCGAGGUUCUCCACGCAGAAGCUCUGUGAGCUUCAUUGUUUCAAGAAGGGAGGUCCAUGCCAAAUUGGUCCUGAAAGUUGUCCCUGCACGGAGGACUACCGCGUCUUCAACUACGUCCACACGAAGGACAAGGGUUGCAUCCCCCUGGAGGAAGGACGGUGCUUGGUUAAGAAUAUCCGAGGCUACAGAUCCAAGGCCGACUGCGUUACGAGUUGCCAAGGAUUGACGUCGAGGGGCGCCCCCUGUAACCUGGAAGAAGUGAAUGCUGGACAUUGCACGUGGAGGGACAAGAUUUACAAAUUCUACUUCGACGUCGAGAAAAAAUCUUGCUUGCCGUGGAACGACGACAUUUGCCAGCCGGAUGCUUAUUCUAGUAUCGAACUCUGCAUGCAGAUGUGCAACUAGCCGCUGUCUCCUCCUCUAUACGACAUAAUGAACGCGUAUAGUGACCAGUACGCUUCUGAACAGAUUACUAGUAAAGAUGUGUAUAGAUG
Messenger RNA from Ornithodoros turicata, 1694 nucleotides. RefSeq lists its product as uncharacterized. Bases 124 to 1605 code for a protein of 493 amino acids. NCBI's taxonomy places the organism in Eukaryota, Metazoa, Arthropoda, Arachnida, Ixodida, Argasidae. Gene Ontology annotation, molecular function: serine-type endopeptidase inhibitor activity. The record is from RefSeq and is a predicted model, not a curated record. The transcript is spliced from 9 exons.